GGAGGAGGACCGCUUCAGCCUGGAAGCGCUCCGCACCAUCCACAAGCAGAUGGAUGACGACAAGGACGGCGGCAUUGAAGUAGAUGAAAGUGAUGAGUUUUUAAGGGAAGAUAUGCAAUAUAAGGAUGCCUCUAAUAAACACAGUCAUCUACACAGAGAAGAUAAACACAUCACCAUUGAGGAUCUGUGGAAACGCUGGAAAACCUCUGAAGUUCAUAACUGGACGCAAGAGGAGACUCUUCAGUGGCUGUCAGAAUUUGUUGAAUUGCCCCAAUAUGAAAAGAAUUUUAGAGACAGCAAUGUGAAAGGAACAACACUUCCCAGGAUAGCAGUAAACGAGCAUGCUUUCAUGAUCUCACACCUGAAAAUAAUUGACCGGAGCCACAGGCAGAAGCUUCAGCUGAAAGCCUUGGAUGUUGUUCUGUUUGGACCACUCACACGUCCCCCUCACAACUGGAUGAAGGAUUUUGUAUUAACGGUUUCUAUAGUGAUUGGGUUUGGUGGCUGCUGGUUUGCAUACACUCAGAACAGAACCUCAAGAGAACAUAUCACAAAAAUGAUGAAGGACUUGGAAAGUCUCCAAACAGCAGAGCAAAGUCUUCUUGACUUACAGGAAAGGCUUGAAAAGGCACAAGAAGAAAACAGAAAUGUUGCUGUAGAAAAGCAAAAUCUGGAGCGCAAAAUGAUGGAUGAAAUCAAUGACGCAAAACGGGAAGCUCAUCGACUAAGAGAGCUGAGGGAAGGAGCUGAAUGUGAGCUGAGCAGGCUCAAAUAUGCAGAGGAGGAGCUAGUACAGGUUCGAAUGGCUUUAAAAAAAGCUGAGAAGGAGUUCGAGCUGAGAAGCAACUGGUCUGUUCCUGAAGCUUUGCAGAAGUGGCUGCAGUUAACUCAUGAAGUUGAAGUACAAUAUUACAAUAUCAAAAGACAACAUGCAGAAAUGCAAUUAGCAAUUGCCAAAGAUGAGGCAGAAAAGAUAAAAAAGAAGCGAAGCACUGUAUUUGGAACACUGCAUGUUGCACACAGCUCCUCUCUGGAUGAUGUGGACCAUAAAAUACUUGAAGCAAAAAAGGCUCUGUCUGAGCUGACGACGUGUUUGCGAGAGCGCCUUUAUCGAUGGCAACAGAUUGAGAAGAUUUGUGGCUUUCAAAUAGCACACAAUUCUGGGCUGCCGAGCUUGACAUCCUCGCUGUACUCUGAACACAGCUGGGUGGUGAUGCCUCGCGUUUCCAUUCCUCCUUACCCGAUUGCAGGGGGAGUUGAUGACUUAGAUGAAGAUACUCCUCCAAUAGUUUCCCAGUUUCAUGGGUCCAUUGUGAAACCUGCUGGCACGCUGGCGAGGAGCAGCAGCCUGUGCCGCUCCAGGCGCAGUGUGGUGCCGUCGUCUCCCCAGUCUCAACAGGCUUUGCACUCCCCUGACCCCGACAUCCUGUCUGUGUCCAGCUGCCCUGCUCUUUAUCGAACUGAAGAGGAGGAAGAAGCCAUUUACUUCUCUGCUGACAAGCAAUGGAUCAAAAGCAAUGUCAGCUACUGGGCGAAGAGAAGAUGGAUGGUAACACAAUUCUUACAGCAUGUUGAGCGUGUACCUACUCUUGUUACAUGGCCUCAUAGGAAAAGGUUAAAUUCCUUUUGGAAGGAGCAAAUGAGCUUGUUGAAAGGGAAGUCCCGGAAACAGGUUCAGAGUGCGACUCCUUCAGUUCAUCCAUUGGAAGGAAGCAGUCUCCUCCAUCAAGUCUUGAGAUGUACCAGGCACUCUCUCCUCAGAAGGCAUCCCGGGAAGAACUCUCACUGGAGGAGUCAUCUACGGGAGACUCCUCUUCUCUAACUGCAGAUAUUUCCAGGGGCUCUCCUGACUGCGUAGGCAUGGCAGAAACAAAGAGCAUGAUCUUUAGCCCUGCGAGCAAAGUGUAUAACGGAAUACUUGAGAAGUCCUGCAGCAUGAACCAGCUUUCCGGCGGGAUGGCGCUCCCGAAGCCUCGCCACACCUCGUGUUCCUCAGCCAGCAGCGACAGUAAACCCAACCAGGAAGCCUCUCCUUUCCCUAGGAUAAGUAGUAUCCCAAAGGACCUAUACCAAAAUGGUGAAAAAAACAAAAAGCCAUCAAAAAUAAAAAGCCUCUUUAAGAAGAAAUGUAAGUGAGAUGGACAGAAAAAAAUCUACAGUAAUGUUAUAAAAACUCUAUUUUUUAAAAAUCUUUCGAAUGUAAUUCCAUUCGAGCAUUCCAGACUGAAUGCCCUAAUGGAAUGCUCUGUAGGUCAGCUCUAUUUAACUGACUCUACUGUCAAAGAUCAUGCCAGCUGUCAAGGACAAAUCAUUAAAAGGUUCAGACAGUUUACAGUCAUUUCUGCCUAUUUAUUUCUGGGGGUUUAGUUUAUUCAUAAACUUUUUUUUUUAAGCCACUUUGGACUUCUAAGCUUUAAUGGACUAGUAAGCCUGUCUGGGCUUGCCAAAGUUUCUUGUUUACCAGAACAUCUUCUUAUCUUUCCAUAGAGCUAGGACAUUUAUCUACUGGACUUUAAGAAAAUAAAAAGUAGAACUAAUUGAAUUGCACUACUGUUUUCCAGACUGGAAAAGUCUCUCUGCAACUGAAACCGAAAGACUUACAAGUGACUGAGAAGAUGGAUCUUUUCACUUUUAGAUCUUUUGGCAUUUUUAAGUAGAUCCUAGGAUUUCUAAUAGACUCGAUUUCUGGAAAUGGAAAUGCCACGCUUUUAUUAUGGGAAGCUUUGUUAGAUGCAUUUAUUAUUAGAAUGGGUCAAGUCCUGCUGUAAAGAUCAUGUUUUUCCCAGGACUUUCACUGUGAUUUUACUUCACUGCAGGCUGUAUGAUAAAAUAUAUAGAUAAUUUAACAAGAGGAGAGGCUCUUGUUCCUUAUGCAAGUGAUGGAUAUGAAACUUGACUGAGGACUGAAAAUAUUCACCCUCUUAGAUGAGGAGGGGGAAUAGUAGCUUUUGUUUACAGACUGACAGACAAUGGACACAUGGUUGUAAAAGUUUGUACUGUGGUAAAGAUAAUAAAUUGGAAACAUUAUUGUGCUUGGGAA
Molecule: messenger RNA, 3040 nt
Organism: Tinamus guttatus (white-throated tinamou)
Lineage: Eukaryota; Metazoa; Chordata; Aves; Tinamiformes; Tinamidae
Source: RefSeq, a predicted model, not a curated record